Sesamum indicum (sesame) is the source of this 1554-nucleotide messenger RNA. RefSeq lists its product as uncharacterized. Gene Ontology annotation, molecular function: sulfotransferase activity. The record is from RefSeq and is a predicted model, not a curated record. NCBI's taxonomy places the organism in Eukaryota, Viridiplantae, Streptophyta, Magnoliopsida, Lamiales, Pedaliaceae.
UAUUGCCUUUGUUCAUAACGAGGAACUUUGCUCCCACUCCCCACUCUGCUGCUGCUGACUUGGAAACCAUUUUUCUAUUCUUUCUCCUUGUUGUUUACUAGAAUAUGGGCGAUGCAUACUCACAUACUUACAUGUGGGUUUGGUGCUGGUGGUCACGAGUUUGAUGAAAUUUGAGGUAUUUGGGAAAGGUCCCUUUUGCAUUUUCUUUCUUGGGAGGUAUAAUGGCUGAAGAUAUAUGUCUCUUCACCAAGGUUUCAUGUGAGUUCAGGAAGGCCUUAUCAUAAAACCACCUAAGAAAUCUCCAGCUUCUCUGAGGAUAUUAGUCUUGGUAUUUGCCAUGGUCUGUGGUGUUUAUAUCUUCUCAUUCUGUUUAAAGCAAACUAAUGUUCACACAAGUUCCAAAUUCCUAAAUCUUAAAGUUAAUUGGAGGCAUUGCCAUGGUCACAGUAUUGAUAGAUCUCAAACUCCCUACUUGCACUAUCCCAAACCCACCACCUUUAGCAGGGCUGAAUGUGCAUGUAAUCCUGUGCGGCCUUUUGCCAUUCUGUCCAUGCAAAGAUCUGGAAGUGGAUGGUUUGAGACUCUCUUGAACAACCAUACUAAUGUUAGCUCCAAUGGAGAAAUAUUUUCCGUGAAAGAGAGGAGAAAUAACGUUUCCUCAAUCUUGUCAACUCUGGAUAGAGUUUACAAUUUGGACUGGGUUUCUAGUGCUUCCAAGAAUCAAUGCUCAUCUGCAGUCGGCUUCAAGUGGAUGCUGAAUCAGGGAUUGAUGGAGUACCAUAAAGAAAUUGUUGAGUACUUCAAUGAUAGAGGUGUUUCAGUAAUAUUUCUCUUCCGAAGAAAUCUGCUGCGUCGAAUGGUUUCAGUGCUUGCUAAUUCUUAUGAUCGAUAUGCUAAACUCCUGAAUGGAAUGCACAAGUCCCAUGUUCACUCACAUGAAGAGGCUGAUAAGCUUUCUAGCUAUAAACCCAUAAUCAAUUCAACAUCACUGGUAAUGGAUUUAAAGCAAAUGGAGAAGAUGGUCUUGGAGGCAUUGGAGCAUUUCAGCAGCACUAGGCACAUCAUUCUCUACUAUGAAGAUCUCAUCAAAAAUCGAACUAAACUGGUAGACGUGCAAGAGUUUCUAGGGCUGCCGUUAAUGGAGUUAAAAAGCCGACAGAUCAAGAUACACAAAGGAUUGUUGUUGGACCACAUUAAGAAUUGGGACGACGUUACCAAAGCUCUCAGAGGAACAGCUUAUGAGAGUUUCCUCCACACUGACUACGCUAGUUAGAGGCCAUUGAUGGUUGCAGAUGCGGACCAACUUACUCUUUCUGGAAGCUUUUGAUCAUCCACUAGAUCAAUCAAACAUUGAUCUCGACCAUCUUCCCUUCCCUAGCCAAACUUCAUUCAAGGCCCUGCAUCUCUUGUAGUCUUCUUCUUCAACUUUCUAGUUUUGGUCUUUCUGAGCAUACAAGAAACUGUAUAGCCCGCUGUAACUUAUGUGUAGACAUUGCCAAUCUGGAAGCAGUUUUUGGCCCAUUUAUGAUUUACACUCUCCUGAUGAUUUCCGCA